Molecule: messenger RNA, 2196 nt
Organism: Sphaerodactylus townsendi
Lineage: Eukaryota; Metazoa; Chordata; Lepidosauria; Squamata; Sphaerodactylidae
Product: cytochrome b5 reductase 4
Exons: 16
Coding region: 74-1645 (523 amino acids)
Biological process (GO): generation of precursor metabolites and energy; superoxide metabolic process
Cellular component (GO): endoplasmic reticulum
Molecular function (GO): oxidoreductase activity; heme binding
Source: RefSeq, a predicted model, not a curated record
AAGGGCGGAGCCCGGAAAUUGUUACCGAGGAGAGUGGCGGCGGCGGCGGCGGCACCGGCGGCUCAGCAAGAGGAUGUUGAACGUCCCCGCUCAGUCCUUUCCUGCCGCUGGUUCACAGCAGCGGGUGGCGGUGACAGGGCGUAGCAAGGUACCUUUAAAACCAGGCCGAAGCCUUAUGGACUGGAUUCGGUUAACUAAGAGUGGAAAAGAUCUUGCUGGUCUGAAAGGAGGAUUAAUAGAAGUGACUGAAGAAGUGCUCGCCAAACAUAAUAAGAAAGAUGAUUGCUGGAUAUGUAUAAGAGGUCUUGUAUAUAAUGUCACGCCAUAUAUGGAAUAUCACCCGGGUGGUGAGGAUGAGUUAAUGAGAGCAGCGGGGGCAGAUGGCACAGACCUCUUUGAUCAGGUUCAUCGUUGGGUCAACUAUGAAUCUAUGUUGAAAGAGUGUCUGGUUGGAAGAAUGGCACUUAAACCUACCGUCGCUGUGAAAGAGCCUUGUCAAGCUAUACCUGACAAAAAGGAAGUCUUCAAUGGCAUGUUUUCUAAACCUAAAGACUUGGAUAACAGUUCCAAAGAGCUAAUUCCCAGUUAUGAUUGGUUCCAGACAGAUGGUACAGUCACUAUCGUCAUAUACACAAAACAAAAGGAUAUUAACUCUGAGUCGGUGAUAGCUGAUCUUCAAGAAGGUAGACUGCGAGGAGAGAUCAUUGUGAAUGACUACUCAUUCCUUCUGCAUUUUGAGCUGAGUUAUGCUGUUCAUGAGGACAUUGUAGUACAGGUCUUGGGAAAAGUGAGGAAGGUGGAGUUGAUCCUGAAGAAGAAAGUGUCUCUCCAUUGGAAAAAUCUUGGGAAGCCGCUGCAGAGUCAUAACUCUUUUGUCAAAUGCGCUGACAGAGGAUUGUUCUUCAGAAAAUGCAAAUUGAUAUCAAAGUCUAGUGUCAGUCAUGACACUAGACUCUUGUGUGUACUGUUACCAUCAGGAACUCAUCUCCAGGUUCCAGUUGGGUACCAUGUUUACCUCAAAAAGACAAUCACAGGCACAGAGAUAGUGAAACCAUACACACCUGUGAUCUCUUCCUUAGUAUCAAAAUUCAAAGACCCUUCUCACAACGAUAAGACACAUGUAUUUUUUAUGAUCAAAAUUUAUCCCAGUGGAUUAUUUACACCAGUGCUUGACUGUAUAUGCAUAGGGGAGUACAUUUCUGUGAGUAAUCCUGAAGGCACCUUCUUAAAGCCACAAGCUGAAGAUGUAGACGACCUAUUUUUACUAGCAGCAGGCACAGGAUUCACACCAAUGGUUAAAUUGCUAAACUAUGUUUUGACAAGUAGCAGUAAUCUCAGGACGGCACAGCUGAUGUUUUUCAACAAAACGGAAGAUGAUAUACUUUGGAGAAGUCAGUUGGAACAGUUAGCCCUUGAUGAUGCAAGAUUUGAUGCUCAGUUUGUCCUCUCGGAGCCGAAUGCAAAAUGGACAGGGAAACAAGGGAAAAUUUCUUUCUCUCUUGUCUCUCAGUUUGUGAAAAGAAGUAAAGAUGAUUCUAAGAUUCUCGUUUGUAUAUGCGGUCCAUUACCUUUCUUAGAACAAGGACUACAGAUUUUGCAAGACCUUGGGACUUCCUGUGAAGAGAUACACUGUUUUAGAGCCUAAAAAACCAAGUUGAAGACCUCUGUUUGCAUAUUUUACCGUCUUCAUAUUUAUCUUGUUUGUUUUAAUUCUUGGGGAGGACAUGUUGUGCAUGAACAUAUUGCUCUUUUCAGUGUUAUUACUUGAAUAUUUUGGGGAAAUAACUUCAUAUUCUGCUGCUUUAAAAUUCUAUUUUUGCUACUGUGUAAAAACUUGACAAAUAUAUUAGGGGUAAGUAAGUGUAAUUUCAUUGUGUCCAGAGCAAUCGCAACUCUGCCCUUGUCAAAUACAAGAUUUGUAGCAUCUCUUUGCACUGAUUACUUUUGGCUAUAUAGGUGCCAGAAACUUCCUGUGUUAGAACCUCAUUAUUGUACAUUGUCUUGUUAGCAAUAGAGUAUGAAUAUACCUUUGCACUGUUAACUCAGGAAAAGUGUUAUGUUACAGUACAAUCUUACUGAUAUCAAAAAUAUGUAGUAUUUUAGAUUAGUGUUUUGUCCCUGUGUAGAUGAUACUCAGAAUAUCCAUUUUGUAUGCUAAAUGACUUUUUAUAUAAGAAAAAUAAAAGCAGAAGAACA